This is a messenger RNA of Oryza sativa Japonica Group (Japanese rice), 1319 nucleotides long. RefSeq lists its product as uncharacterized. The record is from RefSeq and is a predicted model, not a curated record. Lineage: Eukaryota; Viridiplantae; Streptophyta; Magnoliopsida; Poales; Poaceae.
CGAGGAAAACGAGAGGGAAGUGUUGGGAACUUGCUCUUGCAAACACACCCUUGGAGAGACAAGGGAGUUAGCCUACUCAAGGAUUCGUGCAAUGGUGCAAGACAAGUGUCAAGUAGAGGGACAAGUCCUUCGGACGAGGUGUAAGACUUCGAUCCCGUGUAAUUUUCUUCCUACGAAGUAGGGAUGGUAAUGGGGACCGUACCCCGAAACCCGUUGGGGAAAAACUCUAUUAGGGGCUGUAAGUGGGUGCAUGUUAUCCCCCAUGGGGCUGAUAACGGCUAAAUUUCCUCCCCAUCGGGUGGGCCGGGUUCGGGGGUGUUCACAAGCUCUUCCCCAUGGGGCCCCGAGCAUAGCAUGUGUACAGCCCACAGGCAACAAAAGCCCAGCUAGCCCAACAUCGAAUGUCCAUAUAUGACACAGUGAGAACACUUAACAUGCCAUGGGCUGAUGGGUUUUGUCUCUAGCUAGAGCUAGUCCAGCUCGUAUAUGUCUGCUCACACAGGACGGUGGAGUGGUCGAGUGGAUAAGGAUUCCACAUCGACGACGACGACUCAGAUCCAAUCGAAGCAGCGAGACGACGACGCCUCUACGCUGCGCUGCGCAGAUCAGCCAUGCUCCGCCGACCGCCGGUGAUCAGGUGAUGCCUCUCGAAUCAACCACGCUGGGCAACGCCGCGUGGAUCAACCAGCUCUGUGGUGCUUCGCCGUCAUCACAUCCACGCUGCAGCUCCUGCCGUUGCCGCCUCCGCGCCGCGCGACAGCGCUUGGUUUCGUCGCCAUCUCCCCGCCGAUGCUUUGCUCCUCCGCAUGCGCUACCGCCGCCUCUCCGCAUCACGCCGCCUCUGCUCGACUACUCCUCGCACCACACUGACGCUACCUCUCAGCAUGGCAGACGCUUCUCCUUCUCACCGUCGGGGGUGAGGAACCCAGCGGGUGUCCAGUACCCGCACGGGGACGGGGACGGGAGAAAACCACGCCCCGUGUGCGGGGAUAGGGACAGGGAACGGGGGAGUUUUUCCGCUAGGGGGCGGGGACGGUCAGCUUCCCUACUACGAAGUUUACCCCGUCCUUACUUUGGAAACAUGGGGAGGGGGAGUUUCGUAGGGAGCCAGAAAGAUAAGUAGAGAACUCUGAAAAAUUAACAAAAACAUUAAAAACAACAGAAAAAACACAGAAGUAUCUAUUUAAACAAGAUAGAAUGGAAAAGGCUUACGGAAAUUCCAUGCAAAUUAUAUAAAACGUAAAAAAGCAUAAAAGAGUAAAUUCAGGGGAAAAAAGGAAAAUACGGAAACGAGGGAUUAUUUGCAAGAUCACAAAAAA